AUUGAUUUGACCAAAAGAAAUAAAUUAAAUAAAUCAGAAGUGAAUUUCAAAAAGAGAAAUUAACAAGUUACAGCUGAAGAUGAUAUCAUUUAAAAAAAAAAAAUCUUUGUACAGUAGGCUUUAUCCUACAUUCAUAGUGUUUAUCCCAAACAGUAAUCAUUUUACAGUAUCCACUGGUUAAAACCUGUAAACUGAAUCGAUACAUAUCUUUAAAACAGAGAUGAAAAGAGUUAACAACAGCUAGAAAAUGAAAAUAAAUAAAAUAAAUGAAAAACAGCAAUACACCACAUAAACGAGCUCUUUCUGUCUACGAGGGAAAGCAUUACUUCCUUUGUGUUCAACUUUAACCUCCCUCUCUUAUAAAGACAAAAUGGCGGCGUCCUUACAUAGCAUCGUGAGAGCGGCUUGUCGCGUCUCUCCUGCUGUUUUUCAAAAAACUUUUCGAGCUCAGUCAAUACACAAUGGAGUUACGGUCCUGUUUGUUACUCCAGUCCUGCGACACUUUUUUAAUUCUGCUAAACUGACAUGUCAUGGAGUCAGUGCUCGGGCAGUUGAGGCUUUAGAGUCACAUCCUCGUUAUAAAGAUGCACCAUGGGAAUACCUGGAAAGUGAAGAGUACAUUGACCGCUAUGGAUCCAGACCAGUUUGGGCUGACUACAGACGGAACCAUAAAGGUGGUAUUCCCCCCCAAAAGACCAGGAAGACCUGCAUACGAGGAGACAAGAUAUGUGGGAACCCCUGUCCAAUCUGCCGUGAUCCAAAUAUAAUCAUCCACUACCAGAACGUUAACCUGUUGCAACAGUUCAUAAGCCCUCACACAGGAAUUCUGUACGAUCCUACUAGGACUGGUGUAUGCAUGAAGCAGCAGAAACUACUUAACACGGCAAUUGAAACUGCAAGAGACUAUGGCUUGAUUCCCACCCAGUUACCCUCUGUAGACUAUUCUGGAGAGGACUUCUCAAAUUCCCAUGGCGCAGUGGGGCGCACACCUGUCCCACCUGCUUACACCCAUGGGGAACCUUGGUACGCGUGGUACGGUGACAUAGAGCCAGAUGAACGGGAGCUGGCCCGUGUGAAGAAGAUAUACAAACCUUACCUGAAGUAGAGAUGUUUUCUCAAUAUUACAUGCUGGAUAGGUUUGUAGGGUACAGAUUUAACCUUGUUAUGGACUGAGAACAGUGAAUUAUAAAGCAUGGAUUUGUAUAUUGUGUUGAGGAAACAGGCUCUAGCAGUAAUAUUUCAAACAAACAGCAAUGUGGAACUGAGUGAGAUAGAACUUGGUAUUAUUGAAGUACCAUAACUAUUCAGUCCUCACACUCAUAUUUAAUAAGCGAUGGAAAAAUUACUCAUGCUAUGAUCAGUAAUACUAAAAUUCUGGUAAUACACUCAAAAAGGACAUGAUUGAGAAGAAAAGCAGAAAUAAUUAUAUUCCAGAGUUGGCCACCACAGGUAUCAAUAUGUAUUUUGGACUUUCUUCACCUGUAAAUUAGUAAUGUGUUAUAAAUACCUCCACAAUAAAGAGAGAAAGUAC
Molecule: messenger RNA, 1531 nt
Organism: Ictalurus punctatus (channel catfish)
Lineage: Eukaryota; Metazoa; Chordata; Actinopteri; Siluriformes; Ictaluridae
Gene: mrps18b
Product: mitochondrial ribosomal protein S18B
Exons: 7
Coding region: 371-1105 (244 amino acids)
Biological process (GO): mitochondrial translation
Cellular component (GO): ribosome; mitochondrion
Molecular function (GO): structural constituent of ribosome
Source: RefSeq, a predicted model, not a curated record